Oldenlandia corymbosa var. corymbosa is the source of this 1380-nucleotide messenger RNA. The record is from the annotation of a GenBank genome assembly. Lineage: Eukaryota; Viridiplantae; Streptophyta; Magnoliopsida; Gentianales; Rubiaceae.
AUGGCUAUAGCAGGAUAUUAUUGCCCCUCACUCAAAACCCAUAUCGCUCCUCUUUCACUUGUUAAAUUGGAACCAAGCUUCAGUUGCGGAUUCGUCUCUCUUCCAACCACUAGAAAACUGCCCCGAAAAUCUUUUAUUGUGCGAUCAGUAGCUGCUCCUGUGGAAGUCACUGCAGGCUUUGAUGAAAUGGUUUCUGGAACUCAGCGUAAAUAUUACAUGUUAGGAGGGAAGGGAGGAGUUGGGAAAACGAGUUGUGCUGCAUCGCUAGCAGUGAAAUUUGCAAAUAAUGGCCAUCCCACUCUUGUGGUUUCAACUGAUCCGGCGCAUUCUUUGAGUGAUUCUUUUGCCCAGGAUUUGACUGGAGGAGCAUUAGUGCCAGUUGAAGGACCAUAUUCUCCAUUGUUUGCCCUUGAGAUAAAUCCAGAGAAAGCUAGGGAAGAAUUUCGUAGUGCCAGUCAGACAAGUGGAGGAAGUGGAAUUAAAGACUUCAUGGAUGGCAUGGGCCUUGGAGCUAUAGCUGAUCAGCUUGGGGAACUGAAGCUGGGAGAGUUGCUGGACACACCACCCCCGGGUUUGGAUGAAGCUAUUGCCAUUUCAAAGGCAUGCUCCGGAGUAUCAUGUUCUUCUCAUGAAUGUAGUUUUUUUCUUCGAAUCAAUCUCAAUUUAUCUAAAUGUUUGAUUUCUUACCAGGUUAUGCAAUUUCUAGAAUCACAAGAAUAUAACAUGUUCACGCGCAUAGUGUUUGAUACAGCUCCAACGGGUCACACAUUGCGGCUUUUGUCGUUGCCGGACUUCUUGGAUGCAUCAAUAGGAAAGAUAUUAAAGCUAAGACAAAAAAUAUCUUCAGCUACUUCAGCAAUAAAAUCCGUCUUUGGUCAAGGUGACAACAACCAACAAGUAGAUGCUGCUGAUAAAUUGGAGCGACUUAGGGAGAGAAUGAUUAAAGUGAGGGAGCUUUUCCGUGAUACAAACUCAACAGAGUUUGUUAUAGUGACAAUACCGACGGUGAUGGCUAUAAGUGAAUCAUCAAGGUUGUCUGCUUCCUUGAAGAAAGAAAGUGUUCCUGUUAAGAGGCUAAUAGUUAACCAAGUGAUUCCACCAUCAGCAUCCGACUGCAAAUUCUGUGCAAUGAAAAGGAAGGAUCAAAUGCGUGCACUCGACAUGAUUAAAAGUGACCCCGAACUUUCCAACUUGAUAGUGGUGCAAGCACCCCUUGUUGAUGUAGAAAUCAGAGGUGUCCCAGCUCUUCAAUUCCUCGCCAUUCUGGACACUGUGACAUUGCAAACAUCGUCGCUAUACUCGGGAAUCUCCACAAUCGGAUGGACUGAGAUGAAUGGAUACACUGGUCCGGCAGCCAAAUAUGACAAUGAUGCAAGUUAA